Penaeus indicus is the source of this 2819-nucleotide messenger RNA. It is a transcript of the gene Mocs1, whose product is annotated as molybdenum cofactor biosynthesis protein 1-like. The coding region runs from base 65 to 2122 and encodes 685 amino acids. The record is from RefSeq and is a predicted model, not a curated record. The transcript has 10 exons. NCBI's taxonomy places the organism in Eukaryota, Metazoa, Arthropoda, Malacostraca, Decapoda, Penaeidae. Gene Ontology annotation, biological process: Mo-molybdopterin cofactor biosynthetic process. Gene Ontology annotation, molecular function: metal ion binding; cyclic pyranopterin monophosphate synthase activity; GTP 3',8'-cyclase activity.
UCCGCCGCCCAGUCAUGGUGCCUUUUCAGCCCAAGAACCACGCACAGUCACUCUCCUUCCUGCCAUGACGCGAGCGGCACAUCCUUCGCUCCUUCAGUCCUUCGCCGCGAGGAUCCCGAGGGCACCGACGGCACUCGCCCAAAAUGCCCAGCGGAAAAGGAGUUACGGGGCUUAUACGAGGCCAGACAGUGCCAUUAGGAGUGCCACGACGCAGGUGUCGAGGCUGGAGACUCUCAGGAAUUCAGAGCCGCUUCCCUUCUCUGCUUUCUUAACUGACACAUUUGGUCGACAACACACCUACCUCAGGAUUUCCCUCACAGAGAAAUGCAAUCUCCGUUGUCAAUAUUGUAUGCCAGAAGAAGGUGUAAGUCUGACCCCGAAAGAGAGGCUUUUAUCAGCGGAAGAGAUUCUGAGAAUUGCGAGAUUGUUUGUGUCUGAAGGAGUGGACAAAGUGAGAUUAACAGGGGGAGAACCUAUGAUCAGAAAAGAUUUAGAGUAUAUUGUAGAGUCAUUAGCAGAGCUCGGAGUUAAGCAGAUUGGCCUUACAACAAACGGUCUGUUAUUGAAAAGAAGAUUAGCAGAUCUACAGAAUGCCGGACUGACACACUUGAAUGUCUCGUUGGACACCUUGAUUCCACAAAAGUUCGAACUGAUCACCCGUCGCCGCGGCUGGGAAAGAGUCAUGGACGGCAUUGAUCUCGCUCUUGAUCUUGGGUUUUCUCCUGUUAAGGUAAACUGUGUGAUUAUGCGAGGGAAGAAUGAGGAGGAGUUGACAAACUUUGUGGAGCUCACAAGACAUAAAGAUAUUGACAUCCGGUUCAUCGAGUACAUGCCAUUUGAUGGUAACAAGUGGGUUGACAAGAAGAUGGUUAGUUACACUGAAAUGCUGGAAAAUAUUGCACAAAUACAUCCUAAUCUUGUCAAGAUAAAUGAUAAAGCUAAUGACACAUCAAAGGCCUAUAAAGUUCCAGGGUUUGUAGGUCAAAUUGGUUUCAUUACAUCCAUGUCAGAAAAUUUCUGCGGAACGUGUAAUAGACUGCGCAUCACAGCAGAUGGCAACCUAAAAGUGUGCCUGUUUGGUGCUUCAGAAGUAUCACUGAGGGAUUCAAUGCGUGGUGGAUGCACUGAUGAAGAGCUGUUGGAAGUUAUUGGGGCAGCUGUUGGCAGGAAGAAGAGGCAACAUGCUGGCAUGCAGAAUCUGGCCAAACUCAAGAAUCGUCCAAUGAUUUUAAUUGGUGAAGGAUAUUAUCCAUUAGGUGUUUUACUGCCUAUGCAUAAAAGUCCUUUGCUAUCAUCAAGACUGCUACAUACCUCCAUCAUACAUACUACUACUUCUAAAGAUGAAGAAAAUUCAAAACAGCAACACUCUCUUUCCUAUCCACUAGAUGACUUUUCUCACAUGAAAUACUGGGAACACAGUUCUAUAAAUGAUCUGAGGGAAAAUAACCUACAGCCUGUCCAAGAGAAUAUAUCAGAGGUAAAAGCACCGGAAGUUUUUGUUGAUCAGAGUGGAAAAUUCUGGAAUGAGUUCACAAAAAUUGAUGUAAAUGUAGAUAGGAAGAAAGGCAAAGAAAAUGGAGAAGAAUCUGAUUAUUGUCAGCCGGAAAUAGCAGAAGGAGGAAAGGAACAGGAGGAAAAAUUAAGUCAUGUUGAUAAAAAAGGAGAAGCACAGAUGGUAGAUGUAAGUUCCAAAAAUAUAAGCGUACGUCAGGCCACAGCAAGAGCAGAAGUUUAUCUUGGACCAAUAGCAUUCAGUUUAGUGAAGGAGAAUAAGAUGAAGAAAGGGGAUGUGCUUGGGGUAGCUCGCAUAGCUGGCAUUAUGGCUGCUAAGAAAACAUCAGAUUUGAUUCCCUUGUGUCAUCCAUUACCUCUGGAUCAUAUUGAGAUUUUAUUUGAUAUGCAGGAGAAAUUUGAGGAAGAAAUGUGUUAUAGAAUUGUAAUAGAUGCCAAAGCUACUACUUCUGGUCGCACUGGAGUAGAAAUGGAAGCUCUUACCGCAGCUACGGUUACAGCUCUCACUAUAUACGAUAUGUGCAAAGCAGUAUCUCAUGACAUCACUAUUUCAAAUGUCCAGUUAAUGUUUAAGACAGGUGGUAAGAGGGAGUUUGCAAGGAAAUCAUAAUAUGUUGUUAUUAAGUUUUAAAACCUUUUUUAGAUUUUAUGACAGCUGUGAUUUGUUACAUCAAUUUAUAUAUAAAGUAUAACAAGUAUUUUAGUAUUAUAUCAGUAGAAGAUUAAUAAUUGCUCACAGUGUAGAGUAGAUAUAAAUUAUUUUUGUUGAUAUGCAAAACAAAUGUGAUAUUCCCUAGAUUUUGGAAAAGUAUAGAGAUAGAGAAAUUACUUUUGCCUUAAACUCUAUAAUUUCUGUAAAUUUCACGUUUUUGUAUAUCUAUGACACAGUACUUAUACUGUUUUGAUAAUUGUAACUCAAAAACUACCUAAUGAAAUGUAUGUACAAUCAUUAUAUUUUCAUAUUCAUAUUCCUGUUUAAUUUAGCAUUAAGAUCUUACAGCUUCUGUCUCGUGAAAGAAGUGAAACUGAAAUAUAGUCUUUCAUAUCUCCAAUUUUUAUACAGUUUUUUUUUGUAUACAUAAUGCUGUGAGACUUGCUUCAGUCCAGAACAUUGAGAACUAUUCAUAUAUAUAUAUAUAUUGUCGUUUUCAUUGUACAUGAAAUUAUGAUUAUUGCUGUUUAUUUUAAGGGCAUUUAGAAAAUUAUAAUUAUAGCUUUUCAGGUUUUUUUUACCAGAUUAGAGAGUGAAAAGGUCACAAAACACUUAUUUGUUUACUAAGAAAUGCUAAUUAAAUAUUACUUGUUAA